AAUCAAUCGUCUCCUGUUGAUCAAAAAAAAAAAAAUCAAUCGUCUCCUUUCAUCUUCUUUUCCAAUCUUCGUUACACAUAAUCAAUCGUUCACUUUAAUUCCAUCUUGAUGAUUUCCUUUGGCCUCCUCUCUUUCUCAUUCUUUUUUAGUUUUUUUAAAGUCCUUAUUAGAUCCAUCAUCCAGUGUCGCAUCUGCUACCCAUUCAGUGGCCUCAGCCUCAAAACGAAGAGAUUCUACUCGCCAUGGAAGAAGUUGAGUUCAAAGAAAAGUUUAUGUUUGUUGUUAGGUUCGACAACUACGGCAAGUACGGGCUUCUGUGCGGUGCAGACGGGCCAGCACACCUGAUAGUGAACAGAGACCGGAGACCAGAGGCAUUGGGGAGAGUUUAAAACACCAGGAAUUUUUUUCAUGUACAUCGCGGGAUGGAUCGGGUGGGUGAGGAGAAACUACUUGAUAGCGAUUAGUGACGAGAAGAAACCAGCGAUGAAAGAGAUCAUCAUUGAUGUACAAUUCUCUUACAGACUCAAACCGAAGCUGUCAAUCUUCUCUACGGUGCCAAAACCCAGUCGAAUCCGGAGAACAGUGUGGGGAUCUUGACAAUGGCAGGAGGCAUCAAUUUUACUGUCUUUUGACCCCUCGAUGUUGGAGAGUUUAAUUUGACAACAGCGAUCCAGAUUGCUCAGCUUGCUCUUAAAAAUUGCCAAAAUAAGAAUCAGCGCCAAAGUAUUAUUGUUUUCGCUGGAAGGACUGGAAACAAGCAGGGAGCAUGGGAGGGGAUGAGCCUUAACAGAGGAGAAGAACAGCUGAGGUGCAGUGACAACAUCACUGGAUUCUGCCUCCUCGAGAGUGGAUCAAAUGCAACACUGAUGGAUCUUUUCUUGAUGAAGAGCUCUCACUUUUGGACGUCAUUAAAAGCCAGGCUAGAAGAGCAACCAAAGUGGUCCUCCUCCUGCUUACCCCAUGCACGAUGUACCUUAUCAUCCACCUCCUUUUCCACCUAUGUCGUAUCCCACUGGUCCUGAUUUUCCAUAUGCUCUUUAUCCUCCUUACCCAAUUCCUGGAGCUCCUGUUGCAGAGUCUGGCAACGAGAAGCCAGUGCAAGCAUCCCCUCUUCCACCACCUCCUCCUCAAGGAUAUCCUAGACAGCAUCAGAGGGGUUACGGCCCAAGAAACAUGCCGCAUGGAGCUGGACCUAGGGACUUUGUGAGACCUCCGUAUAUGGGGCAAGGUCCUGGGUUCAUGGUUGGUCCAGGUCCUGGUUUUCCCGGUCCUGUGUACUACUUCCCGGUUCCACCCCCUGGAGCUAUAAGAGGCUACCCUCCACGCUUUGGUCCGCACCCUGGUAACCAGGGUCCUCAAGCUCUUGACGAAAACCUUCAGAAUGAUCAGUACCUCAUUUCCUUAAUGGAUGAACAAGGAUGGGUUCCCAUCAAAAUCAUAGAUGACUUCAAAAGGGUUAAGAUGAUGAACAUGGAUGUAGAGUUUAUAGCAAAGAUAACUUUAAAAACUCUUCAAAGCAUACUGUUCUCGAGGGAGAUCAAAUGGUGGUCGACUAAGUUUGAAGCAAUUUCAUUCUGAUGGACUAAGAGGGAGGCAAACAAAGUAGCAGAUCAGUUACCAACUACUAGGCCUUUAGACAAUUCUUUUAAAUUUCAUUACCAUGUAUCACAAUAUAUCACUAAUCUUCUUCAUGAAGAUCAUGCAUGUGCUCUUGACUGCAUAUAGUAAUAAUAAACAUAGAGGUUAUAAAAAAUAAAAUUUAUAUUUUUCAA
Molecule: messenger RNA, 1772 nt
Organism: Brassica napus (rape)
Lineage: Eukaryota; Viridiplantae; Streptophyta; Magnoliopsida; Brassicales; Brassicaceae
Product: la-related protein 1A-like
Exons: 8
Coding region: 961-1578 (205 amino acids)
Molecular function (GO): RNA binding
Source: RefSeq, a predicted model, not a curated record